This is a messenger RNA of Colletotrichum karsti, 5340 nucleotides long. RefSeq lists its product as uncharacterized. Lineage: Eukaryota; Fungi; Ascomycota; Sordariomycetes; Glomerellales; Glomerellaceae. The transcript has 2 exons. The record is from RefSeq and is a predicted model, not a curated record. Bases 1 to 5340 code for a protein of 1779 amino acids. Gene Ontology annotation, biological process: protein phosphorylation. Gene Ontology annotation, molecular function: ATP binding; protein kinase activity.
AUGAGUAGUGGUAGCUCGCGCCAGCGCUCUGCGACUAGAUCUGAUACCCACGACCCAACUUCGAGCCCGUUUCCUUCCGUUCCACGAUCGAGAGACGAGAUUCACAAUCUCGACGGCCUCGUCUUCAACCACUUGCCCUCCAACUACGCUGCCACCAACCAGAAACCCGCGCCCUCGCCCUUGACCCUGCACAACAAGUCGUCCACCUCCAGCUUUCUCUCCCCCGGCGCUUCUCGCCCACGAGCCGCUACUGCGAGCUCCGUCCCGACCACUCCUCUCCUCGGUCACGACGCCGCGAGGCCAGCUACGAGAGCUGGUCCGCCUGCGACCCCCCUCGCCAUGUAUCAAAACACCCAACGACAUGUCUCCGCCGCCGACUCCUCGAGACCUUUCCAGGUCCCUCCCCCGCCGCCGCCCAUGUCGCCUCCCGUACAAGGCCAGAUGAGCAACAUGAUGUCUCUGCCUCCUCCGCCGCCGCGCUUCCCUUCCGCCCCCGGUGCGACGGGUGGUGGUGGUGCUGGUGGUGGGAUGAUGCUUCCGCCUCCUCCAGGCCCGCCGCCCGGAAGUGCAAUGGGAGGCCAGGCACCUUGGCACGGCGCCUUUGGACGCAUGUACGACGGCCGCAACGGCUUCAACGUGCCCCCUCCCCCGCCCGGUCAGCACCAGGCCUACAAUCCGAAGCUGCAUGCCCAGGUUGCGACCGGCACUACUCUCUCGAUCCCGCCACCGCCUCCCCCGAGCGACCACGGCUCCGGAAUGUCUGCGACAUACAUACCCCAAGGAGAUACGUAUGGAGAAGGAGUCGGAAUCCCGGGUCUGGGUGGUUUCGACGAAGCGUCGACCUUCUCGGCCAUGUCUAUGGGCUCGUGGCCAACGAACAGUCAAACAAGCGCCGAUACCACCAUGACAACGCCCCAAGACGACAUCACUGGACGAGAUAGGAUGUAUACGCAGGCUAUGCAUAGCCGAGGACUAUCGCAAGCUUCCACUGCCACCACGUCGAGCAUUCACCCGGACUUGGCGGCACAAUGGCCCCUCGAGAAGGUGUUACUCUGGCUCGCUUCCAAUCAAUUCUCCAAGGACUGGCAGGAGACGUUCAAGGGCCUGAAUCUACAUGGAUCCCACUUCCUAGAGCUCGGUAGCCCCUUGGGAGGCCGGGGAAACUUUGGCAUGAUGCACCAACAAGUCUACCCCAGAUUAGCCGUCGAAUGCACCAACAGCGGGACUGGAUGGGAUCAGCCACGGGAGCGAGAGGAAGGCAAACGCAUGCGACGUCUUGUUCGAAGCAUCGUGACCGGCCGGCCGGCUGACCCCUCCAAGGUAUCUUCACACGGGAGGAAAGAGUCUGGGUACCACGGUAACAACCUGCCCAGCGCCGGGACGGACGGUGCAGACUCUCCCAGCGUGAGUAUGAUAGUUCGCCCGAGUGAGCUCUCGAAGGCUGAUGAUCGGCAGACGCCAAUCAAAGCUCCCGGUCCUGGAUUUGGUGGGCGUCGUUUCUCCCAAACCAGGUCGACCACCAUGCCUACUCUGAACAGUACCAUGAGUUCGGAUUCUAAUCACAGGAACAUCCUGAAGCAAAUCGAUAUCGACGGCAGCCGACGUCAUAGCCCGAAUGCCAGCGAACCAGGCGACACCUUCCGGCCGCCGCCUCUGCGGACUGACAGUCCGAACGGAAGCCCGAACCCCCAGAGUGCCUCCUUGUUUCCUUCAUCGGCAGGGAACCUGUCGGCUUCACCACACGCGACCAAGUUUGGGCAUAGAUCGCGGAACAGCACCGACUCUGUCUCUUCAAACGCCGCCAUCUAUGGUUCUGGCAUCCCUCCGGAGGCGAGCCAGAUGCUGCGCAGCGGCAUGAACAUCACAGAUAUGAUUCAGGCCAGUCGCGGUAACGCUGAAAGCCGUCGAUUGGGCCAGGACGGCGGGCGUCCUUCGCCUCAAGAGUCCAAUGGUGACCGCUCUGCUGGCACCGAACCCCCUUCGUCCGCGAAAGACUCGAAAAGCUUCCUUAGCUUUCUAUCGAGGAAGAAGAAGCAGAAGGAAGACGGGUUCCCGAGUCCUGACGACCUGGAAUCGCCCACUUCGCCAGCUCUCAACUUCAAAUCUCAUUCAUUUGGUUCUCGCUUCGGUAACAACAGUGAAACCUCGUUAGACCUAUUACACGAUAAGGACAGUGCCAAAUCCAGGCGCCCCAGUCCGGCUAGGACGUUUGUGUUGGUCACAGUGGAUGGAUACAACUACCGUAUGUGCGACAUCACAGAUGCCGAAUCAGCGACAGAUAUCCGUCACAUCAUCUGCAGCAACCUGGGCCUGGAAGCCGCGAACUCUCAGGUCUACCUGACGGAGCUUGGGAGAUUUGACCACGAACAGCCUCUCGACGAUAAGAAGCUCGUCACCCAACGUAAGGUCCGAGCCGACGCUACAGGGUCGCUCAAGUUCUUCAUCCGACCUUCCGGGUUUGCGCCUCAGGGCUCAGGCAAGGCCAACGGCGCACCUGCUCACACUUCUCUCGAUGAGGAGGCAUACAAUCGCUUGAACGGCGUGUCGAGGACAAGAUCCAGCUCAUCACCACCCACAUCAAGGCAAAACACCUUGACUGGCGAGAGAGGCGACGAUAAGAUGCUCGCGCAAGAGGCAAGCGAGUACCGUGCUGAGAUGGAGCGAAAGCAGCGCGAGUACCUAGAGAAGAGGAAGCGGGCGGCCAUGAAGGAUAGCCCGGGAAAUACGCCAGAAGGCACUUCUGCCCCGUACAUUCAUGGACGAACUGUCGAUUUCGACCAACCACGUCAGUCACCGUACGAGGAUAAGAAGCCGGAAGUACUCUUCCCUGUGCGAAAGCCCCCCGCGCCGCCAAGCGACCCGUCUGCGACUCUACUCAAAGCAAACUCCCUCAGCAGGAAGACGGGGCAUUCUAUGCGAUCUUCAGACGGCAUUUCUCUUGCACCACGCCGCCCUUCCACCUUGUUUGAGGAUAUGGAACUCCCUGGUCAAUCUAACGAUAAAAAGAAGAAGACAAAUAGCCAGCAUGGUGGCAUCGGUGCUGCCCUCGUUGGCAUGGGUCGGGGCUUAGGAGCGGUUGGCCACUCGAACAACCGUAGAUCCAAGUCACCCAAGCGAGUCUCGUCGCAUUCCAACAUGAGUGGCGACUACUCAGAUAGAGGUAAGGGAGCAAUGUCAUUGGUUGACUUCGGUCAGUCCUGCUCGGAUCGAGGCAGUCCUCGCUCGGCGUCAGGCUCACCUGGAACUCUCACCUGGAGUCGUGGAAAUUUGCCCUUCGUCGUGCCAGACUAUUCUCCCGGCGGGACUCCGUUGGCAGUGAAACGAUCGCAAAAUGGUAUGGUUGCUAAGAUACAAUCGACAGUAAACCGGGCACCUUCUCGUGAGAUUAGCCCCAGUUCCCUCAACCCACCCCAAUUCCCCUCGAAUGAGCCAGCACCACCCCCUCGUCGCAAGUCGCAUGGACCAGACUUUGACUACCUCGGACCGGAGGUCAGUUUCGACAAGCCGCCAUCUGCUCAGCGGGAUGAUGAUUCCGGAGACGAUUCCGACGAUGGCUUGUUCGCCGUUCCUCUCGCUGGUCAGAAGAAGCCGACCAAGAUCACGCGCAUAUUUGACGGCGAUGAUUCGCCGGACGAGGCCAACGACAAACGACCAACCUUGACAGUGAACACGACCAAGCCUAAAAAGAAGCCGGUUUCCGUAUCCUUCCAUUCACCAAAAUCGUUCAACGGCGGGUCAAGUAAAGAAGGUGAAGAAGAUGAGGCUUUGAUGAGUGCCAAGAGUGGCAAGAGCUCUCGGAGAACACCGAACACCCCUGGCUCAGAAGGCUGGGAAUCCGAAGACAGCAAACUCAGUCGCAGAAAAUCAUUUGUCGAGAAGGAUGUCUGGGCUAACCGUCCUACGACCGACGCCCUUAUCAACAAUCUUGACGACUUCUUCCCGAACUUGGACCUUGAUCAGCCGGUCCUCGAGGAAGGCUCAGGGGACCCUUCGCCUCCAUCGCCAAUCGCAGAGUCUGAGGAGAAGGAGGCUGCACCAGGACCAUCAGCGCCGCCGCAGUCUCCCCCGCCGAGCCUGCGGGUGGCCAUGGGCGCCGCCAAUCGGUCAUUCUAUAAUGAGAACGACACGUUGGGCUCAGACGAGUCCACCUUGAAGGCCCUUGAACGACCUGCCUCGGUAGCCUCGGUGGCUCAGAGAAGUAUGAGACGCUCAGGCGGCCUCGGCCGUAUGAAGUCAAUUCGUGAGGUUGCUCGUGGUGCGCACGAGGCUAACAAGCGGUUCACUACAACCACAACGACGCAGCCCGGUCAGCCCGGCCAGGCCACAUCUGCGUUGAUGAGGAGGAAGAGUACGAAGAUGUUCAACGCCAACAUUGUGCAGAUCCGCCCGGACCAACGAGGCAGCAUGGUUAUGCCGCAGAUUCCGCAAGACACGUUGCCGAAACGACAAACCACGUUCCGCUGGUUCAAGGGUCAGCUGAUCGGCAAGGGCACAUAUGGCCGCGUCUACCUCGGUAUGAAUGCGACCACCGGAGAGUUCUUGGCUGUGAAGGAGGUUGAGGUCAACCCCAAGGCAGCACAAGGCGACAAGGCGAAGAUGCGCGAGUUGGUCACGGCUCUUGACCAAGAAAUCGAGACCAUGCAGCAUCUUGACCACGUAAACAUUGUGCAGUACCUAGGUUGCGAGCGCAAGGAGACGUCGAUCAGCAUCUUCCUCGAGUACAUUUCUGGUGGCAGUAUUGGAUCUUGUCUGCGGAAGCAUGGCAAGUUCGAGGAACCGGUCGUCUCCUCGCUUACUCGACAGAUGCUUUCAGGACUCGCGUACCUGCACAGAGAGGGCAUUUUGCAUCGCGAUCUGAAGGCCGACAACAUUUUGCUGGAUCUCGACGGAACCUGCAAGAUUUCCGAUUUCGGUAUCUCGAAGAAGACGGACAACAUCUACGGUAACGACAAGUCCAAUUCCAUGCAGGGCUCUGUGUUUUGGAUGGCGCCUGAGGUGAUCCGCUCGGAAGGCAAAGGCUACAGCGCCAAGGUCGACAUUUGGAGCUUGGGAUGCGUCGUCUUGGAGAUGUUUGCCGGUCGCCGUCCCUGGUCCAAGGAGGAGGCGGUGGGCGCCAUCUACAAGAUCGCAAACGGAGAGACGCCACCUAUUCCCGACGAGGUCAGAGAGACCAUCACGCCCUUGGCAAUCGCCUUCAUGCUGGACUGUUUCACUGUUAAUCCCUUGGAGCGGCCUACCGCAGAUGUACUCCUCUCGCAGCAUCCGUUCUGCGAGCUCGAUCCCAAUUACAACUUCUUCGACACCGACCUUUACACGAAGAUUCGCGGAAAAGACGUUUAG